Messenger RNA from Fraxinus pennsylvanica, 459 nucleotides. Lineage: Eukaryota; Viridiplantae; Streptophyta; Magnoliopsida; Lamiales; Oleaceae. The record is from the annotation of a GenBank genome assembly.
AUGGAUGAAUUGCCAGGGGCUUUGGGAACAAGUGCUAGCUUGGCUUUAAGAUUAGGACAGGCCGUUUUUGCUGUUGCUUCUCUGCUCUUCAUGUGUUUAGAUAUUGAGUUCUACAGUUACACUGCUUUCUGCUUUCUGGUGACCAUCAUGGGUUUAGUGAUUCCGUGGAGCUUGACAUUGGCUAUGGUGGAUGCAUUCUCUGUUUUCAUGAAACGUCCUACUCAUCAAUCCAGUUUGCUUUCAAUGAUUAUCGUAGGAGAUUGGAUUCUGUCAUUUCUGUCAUUAGCAGCUUCAAGUUCAACAGCUAGUGUGUCUGAUCUUUUGAUUGCGUCUAAUGGUUCCUUCUGUACUGCAAAUAUAUGCACGCGAUAUCAACUGUCAGCUGCAAUGGCCUUCUUGUCUUGGUUUCUGUCAUUAGCCUCCUCCCUCUUCAACCUGUGGCUUCUUCCUACCUCAUAA